This is a messenger RNA of Mercurialis annua (annual mercury), 976 nucleotides long. Its product is annotated as photosystem I chlorophyll a/b-binding protein 5, chloroplastic. Gene Ontology annotation, cellular component: membrane. The transcript is spliced from 6 exons. The record is from RefSeq and is a predicted model, not a curated record. Gene Ontology annotation, biological process: response to light stimulus; photosynthesis, light harvesting in photosystem I. Lineage: Eukaryota; Viridiplantae; Streptophyta; Magnoliopsida; Malpighiales; Euphorbiaceae. Bases 106 to 897 code for a protein of 263 amino acids.
UUUUAAAACAUUGGAUGUGGGUAAAGAUAAGUUGUUUGUUUGGAUGGUAGUUGUAUGUGUGGUUUUUGAGUUAGGAGCUAUUAGCUUCACAAUACAAAGCUAAAAAUGGCCAUAGCAACGGUAAGAGCCUUAGUUUUUCAGCCAUGUUCGUCCUCAUCAUUGCGCUUUGCAUAUAAGAGCACAAACAAGUCCUCAGGUGCAGUGGAUACUUUUUGGCCUGCUGAAACAGGAAGCAAACGAUGCUACACCCGAACUCUGGUUUCUGCCCAGCAGCGCCCCACAUGGCUUCCGGGUCUCGACCCCCCUUCAUAUCUUGACGGGACUUUGGCUGGUGAUUAUGGAUUUGACCCACUCGGGCUUGGAGAAGAUCCGGAAAGCUUGAAGUGGUAUGUGCAGGCAGAGCUGGUUCAUGCUCGUUUUGCCAUGCUUGGAGUUGCCGGAAUUCUUUUCACAGAUUUGCUACGGGUAACAGGAAUUCGCCCAUUGCCAGUGUGGUACGAAGCAGGCGCAGUAAAGUAUGAUUUUGCAAGCACACAGACUUUGAUAGUUGUUCAGAUACUUUGGAUGGGAUAUGCGGAGACAAGAAGGUAUAUGGAUUUUGUUAAUCCUGGAUCUCAGACUGAAGAAGGGUCUUUUUUCGGAAUGGAAGAUUCACUACAAGGCUUGGAGCCCGGUUACCCUGGCGGUCCUCUACUGAACCCGCUUGGGCUAGCUAAAGAUAUUAAAAAUGCAAAUGACUGGAAGCUUAAAGAGAUUAAAAAUGGGCGGCUUGCAAUGGUAGCAAUGGUGGGGUUUUUUGUGCAAGCUGCUGUGACUCAUGCUGGUCCUAUUGAUAAUCUUGUGGAACACUUGUCUAGCCCUUGGCAUAAAACUAUCAUUCAAACCUUGUCUGGUUGAUUAUGUAAAUGCAGUUGUUGCAUUUUUAUCUCAUAUGUAAUUUUUUUGAAAUGUGAAUGUCAUUGCAAUUUAAUUGGAA